Molecule: messenger RNA, 336 nt
Organism: Didymodactylos carnosus
Lineage: Eukaryota; Metazoa; Rotifera; Eurotatoria; Philodinida; Philodinidae
Source: the annotation of a GenBank genome assembly
AUGACCACUUUAAAUCAGAAUUCGUUAACAUUAUGCAAAGUGAUUCUAUAUGGUUUAAAAUCGUGUGAUUUAACUUACAAUGCUUUACAAGAAGACGAUACUUUAAUUGAUAAAGAUAAAAAACGAAAUUCAUUAUCUUACGGUAUAUCACCAACCGUUAAAUUAGAUCAAAAUGAUUAUUUAAAUAUUCACGUAAAACCAGUAGCAAAUGAAGAACAUAAACGAAAUGAUCAUGAAGUAAGUCCAGUUCGAAUUUUAAUUCGAGAAACAUCACAUGGUAAACAUAAAGUGUGUGUUUCACAAACAUUACUGCGAACACAUACAUCAGAAGUGUAA